Molecule: messenger RNA, 638 nt
Organism: Catharus ustulatus (Swainson's thrush)
Lineage: Eukaryota; Metazoa; Chordata; Aves; Passeriformes; Turdidae
Gene: PAGR1
Product: PAXIP1 associated glutamate rich protein 1
Exons: 4
Coding region: 78-584 (168 amino acids)
Source: RefSeq, a predicted model, not a curated record
CCAAAUCCCCUCAAACCCCCAAAAAUCCCCGGAACCGCCCCAAAAAUCCCCUCAAACCCCCCCCAAACCCCCCGAGGAUGAUGAUUGGGGAGUCCCCUGGAGUGAGGAAGAGGAGGAAGGAGCUGAACCCGAGGGAGGAUGGAUCCCAAAAACCCUCAGAGAUCCUGAGGUUGUACGAGGCCAUCGGCAGGGCCGGGGUGCUGCCGCUCCGGAACGUUCCGUUCCCACGCAGGGAGCCCAGCCCUGACCCCCCCUGCGAGCUCCAGGAGCAGGGGGAGCAGGGCACAGGAAAUGGAGAUGAAGAGGAAGAGGAAAAGCCUCCUCCCCCCACAGAAUUCGAUUUUGACGACGACCCCGUGGCCCCAAACCCCUCCCUGAUCGAUCGGCGCCGCGCCCCAGGUCCCCCCAACCGAGGGCAGAAACGAGAAGCUCGUUUGGAUAAAGUUUUGUCAGACAUGAAAAGGCACAAAAAACUGGAGGAGCAAAUCCUGAGAACGGGGCAGGAUCUGUUCCCUGCAGAAAAUGAGGAAUCCCAAACUUCCAAAAGAACUCCAGGAUUUUUCCUCAGGCAGAGGAAAUAUUAAAUGGUAAAUAAUAUAAAUUAAAAUAAAAAAAUUCAUUUAAUAAAGUGGUAAAAU